Anguilla anguilla (European eel) is the source of this 1856-nucleotide messenger RNA. RefSeq names its product ubiquilin 4 (gene ubqln4). Gene Ontology annotation, molecular function: polyubiquitin modification-dependent protein binding. NCBI's taxonomy places the organism in Eukaryota, Metazoa, Chordata, Actinopteri, Anguilliformes, Anguillidae. Gene Ontology annotation, biological process: ubiquitin-dependent protein catabolic process. Bases 1 to 1809 code for a protein of 602 amino acids. The record is from RefSeq and is a predicted model, not a curated record. Gene Ontology annotation, cellular component: cytosol. The transcript is spliced from 11 exons.
AUGGCGGACAACGGCGGCGUAGACCCUGUGAAUAACAACAAUAAUAAAAAUACCGCUUCGGAGGGGACAAUAAUCAAAGUCACAGUCAAAACCCCGAAGGAUAAGGAGGAAAUUGCCAUCUCGGAGGAUGCCUCAGUCACACAGUUCAAGGAGGAGAUCUCCAGGAGGUUCAAGGCCAAGCAGGAUCAGCUGGUGCUGAUCUUCGCCGGGAAGAUCCUGAAGGACGGGGACACGCUCAGCCAGCACGGCAUCAAGGACGGCCUGACGGUCCACCUGGUCAUCAAGACCGCACACAAAGCAGCAGAUGGCGCCGGCUCGCAGGCUUCCGCCUCGUCCAGCUCGGGCGGCCCCCAGGUCAGCAGCAGCAGCACCGCCAGCCCUGCCAGCCCCAGCCCGGCCGUCGCCUCCUCCCCCGCCGGGCCCAACAGCAGCGGGUCCACAGGGGCCCCCACACAGCCAGCCAACCUACUGACGGGCUUCGGUGACCUCUCCAGCCUGGCGGGCCUGGGCAUGGGCUCGGCCAACUUCAUGGAGCUGCAGCAGCAGAUGCAGCGGCAGCUGAUGUCCAACCCGGAAAUGCUGUCCCAGAUCAUGGAGAACCCUCUGGUCCAGAACAUGAUGUCCAACCCGGACCUGAUGCGCCAGAUGAUCGUGGCCAACCCCCAGAUGCAGCAGCUGAUGGAGAGGAACCCCGAAAUCUCGCACAUGCUCAAUAACCCUGAGCUCAUGAGACAGACCAUGGAGCUGGCGAGGAACCCCGCCAUGAUGCAGGAGAUGAUGCGUAACCAGGACCGGGCGCUUAGCAACCUGGAGAGCAUCCCGGGGGGCUACAACGCCCUGCGGAGGAUGUACACGGACAUCCAGGAGCCCAUGUUCAGCGCCGCCCGCGAGCAGUUUGGUAACAACCCCUUCUCCGCGCUGGGCGGGAACUCUGACGGCUCUGGCGUGCAGCCCUCCAGGACGGAGAACCGGGAGCCCCUGCCCAACCCCUGGGGCACCCCCGGCACGGGCGCCGCCUCGGAGGGGGGGGGCGGGACGGGCGCCUCCACCACCACCACCACCUCCGGCCAGAGCGGGACCACGCCCAGCGUCUCCAACCCGCUGGGCAUCAACGCCGCCGGCCUGGGCAACGGCAUGUUCAGCAGUCCCGGGAUGCAGUCCCUCCUGCAGCAGAUCUCGGAGAACCCGCAGCUGAUGCAGAACAUGCUGUCCGCGCCCUACAUGCGCAACAUGAUGCAGUCGCUGGCGCAGAACCCGGACAUCGCCUCGCAGGUUAUGAUGAAUAACCCCCUGUUUGCUGGGAACCCCCAGCUGCAGGAGCAGUUCCGGCUGCAGCUGCCCGUCUUUCUGCAGCAGAUGCAGAACCCGGAGGCGCUGUCGGUGAUGACGAACCCGCGGGCCAUGCAGGCGCUGCUGCAGAUCCAGCAGGGGCUCCAGACGCUACAGACCGAGGCCCCGGGGCUCAUGCCCAGCCUGGCGCCUGGCGGAAUCCCCACAGCCCCCCUGCCCACAGGAGUGGGCGUGGCCCCAGAAGCCCCUACGCCCGCUGGCACUGGAGGCCCCGCCCCCGCCCCCGCCCCCGCCUCCGGGACAAGCCCCGCCCAGCAGCAGCUCAUGCAGCAGAUGCUACAGAUGUUCGCUGGAGGCGGAGCUUCGACCCAGACCCCGGAGGUGCGGUUCCAGCAGCAGCUGGAGCAGCUGAGCGCCAUGGGCUUCAUCAACCGCGAGGCCAACCUGCAGGCCCUCAUCGCCACGGGGGGCGACAUCAACGCCGCCAUCGAGAGACUGCUGGGCUCCCAGCCCUCUUAAGCCGCGCGCCCCCGGGGGGGGGCGGGGGCAGGGGGGGCGGCGGCGGG